This is a messenger RNA of Rhopalosiphum padi (bird cherry-oat aphid), 1896 nucleotides long. RefSeq lists its product as uncharacterized. Gene Ontology annotation, molecular function: protein dimerization activity. Lineage: Eukaryota; Metazoa; Arthropoda; Insecta; Hemiptera; Aphididae. The coding region runs from base 1 to 1896 and encodes 631 amino acids. The transcript is spliced from 5 exons. The record is from RefSeq and is a predicted model, not a curated record.
AUGCCUAUUAUACAAAAAUUAUUCAACAAUCAUAAAGGAGCAACAUCAAAUGACAAUACAAUUAUUUAUGAUGAAUAUUAUACUGACAAUGAUGGACUAAGUAACGAAAAAACUAAUCACCAAGAAAUGGAUAUUCAGGAUAUUCCAUCCUGUUCUCAGACUUCAACAUGUUCAGUACCAACAUCUGAAACUAGUUCAUGUAUCAGUUUAAAAUCUGAAAAUGUAUUGAAAAACACUAAAAUUGAAAACUUUGUUGACAGGUUUAUAAAUCAGAAAGAAGAGACAGAAAUUUGGGAACUUUUGGCAAAAGCUUGCUAUGCAACAGGAACUCCUCUUAGUUUUACCGAAAAUAUAUAUUUUCAAAGGGCAUUCAAAAAAAUUAGACCAUGUCUGCGAUUACCAUCGCGGUAUCAAUUAACUAACAAUUUAUUAAAUGCUGAAUACAAAAGAAUUGAAAACGUUGUCAAAGAAAAAAUAAAUUCUUCCAAUUAUAUAUCUGUGCAGUUAGAUGGAUGGACUAACAUAAGAUCUGAACCUAUUGUAAAUAUUGUAUUAACUACACCUGAGCCAGUUGUGUAUGAAAUAAUUGAAACUGGAACUAAUAGGCAUUCAGGUGCUUAUAUGGCAUCAAUUAUAGAAAGAAUUGUUUGUGAAAUUGGACCAAAAAAAGUAAUUUCAGUUGUUUCUGAUAACGCUAAAAAUAUGGUAAAAGCUUGGGAUAUAUUUAUAAAAAAUAAUCCAUCAUCACAAAUAUCUUGUGAUAUUAGGAUAUAUUUUUUUGGAUGUGCUGGUCAUGUUUUAAAUUUACUUUGUAAAGAUAUUGUAAAUCUGCCUACAUUUAGAGAAAUUCAAAAUUCAACUAAAAGUAUUAUUAAACAGUUCAAGUACUCUCAUAUACUUAAUGGGUUGCUUAAAGAAAUUCAAUCUGCCGGUAUUAGUACUGAAGUUGUUCAAAAUAGUCAUAAUAUAACAUUGAAACUACCACAAGUAGCAAUUUCAAAUAAAUCAAUAAAUUUAUUAAGUAAAGAAUCAGUAACAAGUAUAUUAGAUAACACAACAUUUUGGGUUCAAGUUGAAACUAUGUACAAUCUUUUAAAACCAGUAGCAAAUUGGAUAUCUAUCUUAGAAUCUGAAACAUGUAAUAUAUCUACAGUUGUUGUAGCGUUUAAUGAAAUUCAGGAAGUUUUUGCAAAACAAAUUCAAUCUUCAACACUUUUAAAAAAAGAGGAAUAUUCUUUAUUACAAAAACUAAAUAACAGGAAGCAUAUGGCGUUGAGAAAAAUUCACUUAGCAGGUCAUCUUCUAGACUCAAUAUAUAAAGGAAAAUUUCUGAAAAACAAUGAAAGUAUUGAUGCUAUAGAGUUUAUAAGUAAUUUGGCGGAGCAUUUACAAAUUAGUAUUCCAGAUAUCAUGUCUGAGCUAGCAGAAUAUCGUACUAAUAGUGGAUUAUGGUCAAAAACCUUUGUUUGGGACAGUUUAAAAGCACACAGUGAUGAGACCAGACUUCAUCCUGUAACAUGGUGGAAAGGAAUAUGUACUUCAGCUAAAAUUUCUUCUAUUGCAGUAGCUAUACUAGAAUGUUCACCGACAUCAGCAUCAACAGAAUGUAGUUUCUCGACAUAUGGUAUUGUUCAUACUGCUAGAAGAAAUAGAUUAACCAAUGACCGAGCGUCUAAACUUGUAUACAUUAAGCACAACUUGAAAAUAGAACAAGGUUUCAAACAAAAUAAAAAUAAAAUAGACUUAUUAAAUACUACCGGUGAGGACUCUUAUGACUUCCCUGAUGCAGUAGAAGAAGAAGAAGAUGAUAGUAUUGUGUAUCCUUCAGACAAUGAGACAGAUGAACUAUUUAACGCAGUCAAUUCAUAUCGCUACUGUCACUGCAAUACCACGUAA